Messenger RNA from Cuscuta europaea, 2034 nucleotides. NCBI's taxonomy places the organism in Eukaryota, Viridiplantae, Streptophyta, Magnoliopsida, Solanales, Convolvulaceae. The record is from the annotation of a GenBank genome assembly.
CAGGAAUAAAUAUUUGUUCUAUUCCCCAUCAUUCCCCAAAAGGCGACGCUAUUCGCUCUCUCCCAGUUUGUUUACUGCCGUUCUUAUCUGCCGUUCUUAUCGUUUUUGAGGUCAACCCAAUCUUCACUACAUUUCUAUAGAUCGAUAAUAUUGGGUUCAUUCAAUUGGAUUUUAAACAAUUAAACCCCGUUUAUAUCCUAGCUGAGGAGUGAAUACCAGAGUGGAUCUUUCCAUUUCUGCCUAAAUAUGAAACUCAAUCGCAACCUAUUCAUUUCCUCAAGAUCUCUACGCAUUUUCUGCCCCAAACUUUAGCAUAAAUCAAAGAUUCUCAUAUCCCAUUGGGGAACAUUUUUGGGGGUUUCAGCAAAGCACAAUGAAACGGAGAGGGGUGCGCCCACUCUUCAGCGCACUUCUGCUCAUAGCGCUGGCGGUGACGCUCUUUGGCCGGCUCUUCCUCCGAUACUCCUCAUUUGAGUCAAGAAUCGGAAACCCUUUUGCCCAGAAGGCCCAAAAAGUGAUCUUUAACGAGACCCUUCUCAAAUACGCAUAUAUAGAUAUUGGGGAGCCUCGGUUAAAGAAGGAUGUUGAGGAGCUGUUAGAAGGUAAUUUUCGAACUCAUGGUCGCCAUAGAUCUUUCUUGUCUUCGGGUAGAUAUCAUAUUGACCUUAGAGUCAGGUCAUCCAAUGGCAUGCCUUUACAGGUUCGGUCACCUGAGUUUAACAUCCUCUGGGCUAGUUUCCGGAGGUAUUUGCGUGACUGGUUUCAUAAAAGACUGUUUCCUAUUCACCCCAUGGUUGACUUUUUCGAUAAAGUAAAGUUCUUGAUUGAUAAUCAUGAAAGUAAAGGAGUACUGAAUACUAAUAAGAAGAAAAGGUAUAGUUCUUGUGCAAUUGUGGGAAAUAGUGGGAUUUUAUUGAACACUGAAUAUGGGCGGUUAAUAGAUGGUCAUGAGAUUGUGAUCCGUUUAAACAACGCCAGGACUGGAGGGUAUGAACGUAAUGUGGGCUCCAAAACAAACAUUUCAUUUGUAAAUAGUAACAUAUUGCAUCUAUGUGCAAGAAGGCAGGGAUGCUUUUGUCAUCCUUCCGGACCAAACGUGACUAUGGUUAUGUAUAUCUGCCAACCGGUCCAUUUAUUCGAUUACCUGGUGUGUAAUGCCUCUUUCAGAGCCCCACUGGUUGUCACUGACCGAGAAUUCGAUGCAUUGUGUUCUAGGAUUGUGAAGUACUAUUCUUUGAAACGGUUUGUGGAGGUUUUGGGGAAGAAGGUGGAUGAGUGGGGAGCUGCUCAUGAUGGGGUUAAUUUCCAUUACUCUUCAGGCAUGCAGGCUGUUAUGCUGGCAUUGGGAUUGUGUGAGGAAGUUGGGAUAUUUGGGUUUGGCAAAUCAGCUGCGGCUAAACAUCAUUACCACACUAAUCAGAAGAGUGAGCUGAAGUUGCAUGAUUAUGAGGCAGAGUAUGAUUUGUAUAGGGAUUUGAUUGAGAGGCCUCAGGUAAUACCUUUCCUUCCUGAUAUGUUCAUCGUCCCUCGUGUUUCGAUAUACCAUUGAUGUUUUCAACACAAUUGAUUUGCUCAUAUGACUAGUGUAGAUUGUUUAGUCUCCCAUGGCUAAGCCAACUGUUUGGGAGAAAAUUUCUGUCUAGACUUGAAUCACUCUUUGCUCCAUCAAAGCCCAGCAGAACGUGUAAUGAAAAUUGCUGAAUUGUAACGUUUUUAGUACUAAAAAGUUCCCAAGUGCUGAAGUGCAAGUAGGCUCUACUAUAGUAUAGUGCUGUAAUUUUGUUUGGGCAUGUAAUUUUAGAAACAUUUAUGUACUUGUGUUAACUUAAGCAGUUAUUAUUCUGUCUUAAACAACAUUAAUGCUUUAGGGCAACUGGUGCUUCACAGUCUUCUAUGCAGCUUGAGUAAUGCCAAUUUACACAUGGAUAUAUGAUAAUGAAGCUCUUAGAUUUGAACUUUGUUAGUUCAGUUUAGUUCCCUUUUGGCAGCUCAUUCUGGCCCGUUAUUCUUGAUGUACACGCCCUUGUAUACUCC